CCUUUUAGUCGACCUUUAGACACAAAGACCACGUAUAAGAUUUCAGCUCCUGGUAGAUGCAUUUACCUCGGACUUGACCACCACAGUGAACAACUGUGUGUGAGAGGUUUGCUCUCUCUGUCAGAAGUCAGUUUUGUCCUAAGCGUGUAUCCGUACGCGGAUCCGUCCAUUGGUCUUGGCGUGGAGUCCCUCAUGUUCUCAUCAUGAAUGUUGUUGAGCCGUAUGAACCCAUCCAGCACCACUGGUUCUUCAACCAGCAGGUGGACUCCAAAGACUCCUGGCAACCCUUCAGCAGAGAAGACUCUCAGCGGCUGGAGGAUGCUUACAGUCGAGUGGGGAAAUGUGAAAAGGAUGAAGUGGUAGUGGUUACAAAUGGAAGAAGGUAUGACGUCAGGCUACGUGAAAGGAAGCGUUACUCCGUGUAUUGGGAACAGAAGCCCGCCGAGGUCAGACGCUGCUCCUGGUUCCACAAAGGCAGCAAAGACAUGAACUACACUCCCUACAGUGAAGAACUCAGUGAUCUCCUAGAGGACGCCUAUAUGAUUGCAAUGACCCUGGACGAAUGGAAGACGAAUUUGGAGCUCCCAACAGGAGAAACUGUGAUCUUUCACAAUCCCAAGCUCAUGACGCAGUAUCCCAGCAGCUGCAAAGAAUUUCCCCCUUCCCCGAAUGAACAGACUCAAUCCAGGACACUAAAGAGAGGAACUGAGAAUAUUCCAGUAGAGAUACCAGAGGGAGAACCAGAGAUAGUAGACCACCUGGUGUUCAUGGUUCACGGUAUCGGUCCGGCCUGUGACAUACGUUUCCGUGGCAUUGUCCAGUGUGUGAAUGAAUUUCGAAGCGCCUCCGACAGCCUCAUAAAGAGCCACUUCAGGCAGAGUGAGGACUCGUGCAUUAUUGGAAGGGUUGAGUACCUUCCAGUCAACUGGCACAAAGUCUUGCAUGGAGAAACUACAGGAGUUGACAAAGACAUUGAGAGAAUCACUCUGCCUAGCAUUAACCGCCUGCGUCAGUUCAGCAACGACACAGUGCUGGACCUUUUCUUCUACAACAGCGCUACGUACUGCCAGACUAUUGUGGAUACAGUGGCCUCUGAGAUCAACCGUUUGCACAGCCUCUUCCUCCAGAGACAUCCACACUUCACAGGACACGUUUCCCUGGUUGGACACAGCCUUGGCUCAUUGAUCUUGUUUGAUCUCCUGACCAAUCAAGAGACUGAUGCAGAUGGCACACCGCAUGAGCUCCGUGAGGACGUUCAUGUAGACACAGGCUGCGGUUCCUAUGAGAGUCUGGAGGAGGCGCUGAAGGGCCAUGGGUUAGAGGAGCACCUCAAUAUUCUGCACAGAGAACAAAUGGAUAUGGAGUCCUUGAUGCUUUGCUCAGAGAAGGACCUAAAAGAUAUCGGAAUACCUCUGGGUCCUCGCAAGAAAGUUAUGAACUGUGUAAAGAAAUGGAAGCACUCUAGAUCUGGAAGUGGACAUGCAGCCCAAAAUGAGACCCAUUCCCCAAGUCUAGGGAUGAGAAAUGAACAUCACACCCCCACCACUAGUGCGGUUGAUUAUCAGCAUUUUGAUGUUGGCAUUGGACAAGUAUCCAUCGAUUAUCCUCAGUUAGCCUUUCAUCCGCAGGCCUUCUUUGCCAUGGGUUCACCCAUAGGAAUGUUUUUAACCGUCAGAGGUCUGAAGAGGAUAGAUCCUAAUUACAGCUUCCCAACCUGCAAGAGUUUCUACAACAUCUUCCAUCCAUUUGACCCAGUGGCGUAUCGAAUUGAGCCCAUAAUUUUGUCUCAAGACAUGGACUUGCCUCCCAUGUUGAUACCCCAUCAUAAAGGCAGAAAAAGGAUGCACCUCGAACUCAAAGAAGGUUUGACUCGGGUCAGUUCUGAUCUACUGGGAUCACUACGAAUGGUUUGGCAGAGCAUUUCUCAGGUCCCAACGCCAGCGCUCGCAGAGGGUGGAAUCAGUUCCAUGACCCCUACAGAUGAAGCAGAAGUGUCACCAAUGGAGCAGGAGGAAAGUAACUUCACCAAGGUGGGGACGUUGAAUCGUGGGCGACGUAUUGACUUUGUCCUUCAGGAGACACCGAUUGAAAGUUUCAAUGAAUACCUGUUUGCCAUACAAAGCCAUUUGUGCUACUGGGAGUCCGAAGAUACUGCUCUGUUGGUUCUGAGAGAGAUUUAUGGAAAUAUCCAAGUGAGAAACGCUCAUUUAUGAAUGCUAUAUACCUUUUGUGCUGUACAACUACCUUUAAAGCCAGUCCACAGUGAGUUGGUUCGCUCCUCACAUUUUAACCAGCCAAUAAACUACCUAAAAAGAAUUUGAAAUUGGAAUCCCAAUUGAACUAUUGCCAGGUAUUGGGAUAUUGUUCUUAAGGCAGGAUUACGGACAUUUAAUACACACAAUAACCUUUUGUGCAAUAAUGUGCACUGUUAUAGAAACUUGCAUUUAGUGUGUAGCCUACAAUUUUGGUCGGUGUUUUCUAAUUUUUAAUUAAUUUAUAUGAUGUAUUUAUAAUGUUUGGAUAUU
Molecule: messenger RNA, 2525 nt
Organism: Sinocyclocheilus grahami
Lineage: Eukaryota; Metazoa; Chordata; Actinopteri; Cypriniformes; Cyprinidae
Product: phospholipase DDHD2-like
Exons: 17
Coding region: 204-2213 (669 amino acids)
Cellular component (GO): COPII-coated ER to Golgi transport vesicle; cytoplasm
Molecular function (GO): protein binding; glycerophospholipase activity; metal ion binding
Source: RefSeq, a predicted model, not a curated record